Molecule: messenger RNA, 729 nt
Organism: Amyelois transitella
Lineage: Eukaryota; Metazoa; Arthropoda; Insecta; Lepidoptera; Pyralidae
Exons: 2
Coding region: 49-282 (77 amino acids)
Source: RefSeq, a predicted model, not a curated record
UUUAAAGUAGUUACCUGGUACUGUAAUUUUCGAUUAAGAAGAGAAGCAAUGGAGUUCAGAGUGACGAUUUUUGUUUGCGCCUUCCUCGCCGUAGUUUCCGCUCUCCCUGAUGACAGAAACUUGCGGGAAAAGCGUGACGUCAUGGAGUCCAUCAAGAACGCAUGGGGAGAGAUGGUGAGGACUCUCAGCGACGCAGGAGACGCCGUCGUCCACGUGUUCAAGCCCACGGAGAAGAGUGUCAUCGACAAAAUGGCUGACGGGGUCAAGGGCCUUACGCAAUAGUCCGGUUAUAACCACUUACCAUAAAUAGUCGCCAACUGGUUAUACAGCUAUCUCAUUCCUUAAAGCAUGUAUUGAUAAGGAGGCCAAUAAUUUAAUAGUAUUAUGAACAGAUUUUUUAUAAUGCUGAAUCAGUGCGUUUAGUGUGGGUUGCAUCAUAUUACUAAAACCAUUUAAAAUGUUAUAUGCCAUGUCCACCGAUACUGUAUAUUCUCUCACGUAACGAAUAACUAAGGCUAUGGUGCAAUUCACACUUAUUUUUGCAAAACUCGAAUCGUAACAAUUAUGUAAUUAUUGUUGUUCAUAAUCGCCUAAAUGCACAAAGCAAUACCUACCUAACUAAGGUUUUUCUAUAUUACUUAGAUAUAGAGAUAUAGCUAUUAAUUAAUUCUGAGCUCGGGUCGUUAGUUUGUAAUUUUGCUAGAAAGUUAAACUGACAGCAAUUUUAUA